Messenger RNA from Ctenopharyngodon idella (grass carp), 2145 nucleotides. It is a transcript of the gene uqcc4, whose product is annotated as protein ccsmst1. The coding region runs from base 84 to 506 and encodes 140 amino acids. The record is from RefSeq and is a predicted model, not a curated record. NCBI's taxonomy places the organism in Eukaryota, Metazoa, Chordata, Actinopteri, Cypriniformes, Xenocyprididae. The transcript is spliced from 2 exons.
GUAGUUUCCUCCCGGGCAGAAUUUACUGUGGCGCUCGUUAUAUGACCUGAGAGAAUUGCGCCUGACAUGAAGAAGCCCUCAAGAUGUCAAAAGUGUGCUUUCAUUUAUCGCGACUUUCUUUAGGUCACAAUGUUUUUACAAGCCGAAGGACUGUGAAUUUAAGACCAUGUGCCACAAGGAUGCUGUCCAUAACAUCACAGCUUUAUGCAGAGUCCAGAAAACCUCCGGAUGAUGAUGAUGAUGCAGCAGUAUCCAAGCCCAUCAAGUUCUCAACCAGCAAAGCCAGUCACCGAACCUGGAAUGUGGAUCGCUCGCUGGGCAGCAAUUACGAGCGUCCCUGGUGGAAAGUUCUACCCAUCAGCCUCUUUGGAGUGAGCUUCCUCCUCUGGUGCGCGUUCAGGAAAGAGACAGAGUUGGACGAGUCUCUGGAGAAAAACCUGUAUGAACAUUUACCAGGACUGCUGUCCGAUGAAGAGCAGGAGGAAGUCAACAACAAACCAUCAUAGUGGCUUAAGAGACAUUUUCCAUUUGUGAUGUAUAUUUAUCAUUUAAUGAUGCCUUCAGAAGUAAAAUGCUUUCUCCAAACGGAGUCGGAAAUCAAAUUUGUUGAAAUAUCAAACUGACCGUCCAGACACUCUGCUAUUUAAAGUGACUGCAGUGAACUUUAUCAUCUGUCUUUAGGUUUAUAAUGAAAAGUCAGACAUUUAAAAAAGAAUUGUAAGCAUAAUGGAGAAACUUCUGAAUUGUGGUGUGACUACUGAUUUACAAAUAUAUCAGGGAACCCAUUGGAAGUUAACAUUAAGAACAGGCCUUCACUAAGUGAUACUUGAUCUGUAUAAUAAACUGUAUUUAAACUAAUUUUAGCAAUUGGUUUUUACUUUAUAUGACAUUUAAUUUAAAUUAACUAAACAUGACUUUAAACCUAUUUAAAAAUACUUACAAUUGAAAUAUUACUUUGACAACAUAGUCAUGAGGGCUGUUAUUUGCUUGGCCAACAAUGUAGCAUUUUCAGGACCUAGAGAGCAUUUUAAAGGGAACCUGUUAUGCCCUUUUCAGAAGAUGUAAUAUAAGUCUCUGGUGUCCCCAGAAUGUGUCUGAAGUUUCAGCUCAAAAUACCCCACAGAUCAUUUAUUAUAGCUUGUCAAAUUUGCCCCUAUUUGAGUGUGAGCAGAAACAUGCCAUUUUUUUGUGUCCCUUUAAAUGCAAAUAUGAUCUGCUACUCCCGGCCCCCUUUCCAGAAGAGGGCGGAGCUUUAACAGCUCAUGCUUCAGUUCUUCAACAACAAAGCUGGAGAAUCUCACGCAGCCAAAAUGAGGAUUGUCAGUAACGGUGUUCAGCCUUACAUUGUUCAAACUGGAGUCGACACUGAUGGAGAGACUCAGGAAGAAGUUACAACUUUUAAACAUUUCUGAAUAGUGGAUAAAAUUAUGUAGUUGCUGUGGAGUUGAUUCAACUCCACUAGCAUGUGCCGUCAUGUUAAUCUUUUGUGCAAAUCCAGCAUUGAAUUGACCCUCAUUUGUGAAGCAGUCUGGCGUAAAAUGACAGCAACACUCUACAACAACUCUUCCUCUUCUCUAAAGCAGCCCAACAUGGCCUUGCCCCCUUUGUUGCAUGUUCUGAGGCAGGGUUUAAGUAAAUUUUGGGAUUUGUGAUGUCACCAACCCAGGAAAGAAGCUUGUUGAAGUCCCUACCAGCCAUUUGUUGUAGUCCUUAAAGUGAUUUCUGUAAAAGAAAAUCUCCCUUUACAAUGAACUUUGCAGAAAAACGUUUAUCCUCAAACAGCAACAUUACACACUUAAGUUGGACCUUUGAGGAGACUUCAUGUGAAACCAAGUUGAAUGCAAAAUGAGCAGCAACAAAAGAUUGAGGUAGUGGAAAGUUUAUUUACAACCAAAUGGCCACAAUAGAAGAGAAACCCAAUAUAAUAACGAUAGAAAUAAAAUGGACACAUUCUAAUUCAUCAUGAAGCAUGCAGACUAGGCAGAGGUAUAUGAAAGUCUAAAAUACAAACUUUAAAACCCUGAGGAGCUCCCGGAAUGUUCUGACGCUGCCCCCCCUACUAUCAGCUUGAACCACAAGAUACCCCCUCCCCUACCGCAACUACCAAAAAAAAAAAAAAAAAAAAAUUACAAAAAAAAAAAUAAA